UGAAGGAAUAAGAAAAGAUGAAAACAUUCGAAAAGCGUGCGCAAAUCGAGGCAUGUGUGAGUGCGUAUGUGUUGGGUAUGGGCCUUCGUGCGGUUGAUAACUAAAAUUUAUGUAAUAAAAAUAAAGAUUGCAUGCAUGGACGGCCAUCUCCCGCGACGAAAUGAAUUUGGGAUGUACCGCUCGGUGCUCCCUCGUCGAGGUUAGCUUAAAGACCACGGUCGACGAGAUGGAGGAGAGGAGAUGGACGCAACCGAUGUGCGCUCCAUUAACAAUGAGAUCCAUAUCUGGGUACAGGAUCUCCGACUGUGCGGGCGAUCCAGAGGCGAAAGAUGAAGUUAAAGUUGCACAGGUUGAGCGAAAGGGAGCAGGAGUGAAAAAGCAACUACGCGAACCCAAUUCAUGCGUUCAUUCCAAGAGGUUUUCUAUACAACAAUGUAACAACCUCUCCUUCUUUAGAUUUUCUUCAUGUAGUACAUUGUAAUUUUAGUAUGAUCGUUGUUUUCCGACCUUUUUGGGACAACGCACCUGCUGGCAGCUUUUGAUACGCGGGCAUCGCAAAAAACAUAGAAAA
Messenger RNA from Drosophila biarmipes, 571 nucleotides. RefSeq lists its product as uncharacterized. The coding region runs from base 161 to 481 and encodes 106 amino acids. The record is from RefSeq and is a predicted model, not a curated record. Lineage: Eukaryota; Metazoa; Arthropoda; Insecta; Diptera; Drosophilidae. The transcript is spliced from 2 exons.